This is a messenger RNA of Diaporthe amygdali, 999 nucleotides long. RefSeq lists its product as uncharacterized. Gene Ontology annotation, molecular function: oxidoreductase activity, acting on NAD(P)H. NCBI's taxonomy places the organism in Eukaryota, Fungi, Ascomycota, Sordariomycetes, Diaporthales, Diaporthaceae. The record is from RefSeq and is a predicted model, not a curated record. The transcript has 3 exons. Bases 1 to 999 code for a protein of 332 amino acids.
AUGGCUCACCUGCCCUUGAAACAAAGCGCUAUAAUUGCUCUCAGCGACGGUGUGCUAGGGUUGGACCACAAUGUCAGCGUUCCUGCCCUGGAAGACGAUAUGAUUCUGGUGAGGAACGCUGCCGUUGCACUGAACCCGAUCGAUACGAAAAUGGUGGGAAAGCUUGCCACCCACGGAGCAGUUGCCGGCAUGGAUUUUGCCGGCGAAGUGAUAGCCAUUGGGCCCAAGGUUCAGACAGCAGUGCCAAUCAAGGUUGGCGACCGUGUCUGCGGCGCAGUUCCAGGGAUGCAUUCAUUGACGCCCAAUGUUGGGGCUUUCGCCGAGUUCGUGGGCGCCACAGACUUGGUCACCAUGAAGAUACCUGACUACAUGUCUUUCGAGCAGGGUGCUUCGUUGGGAAGUGGUAUUGGCACCAUUGGUCUCGCGCUCUUCAAAUCGUUGGAUGUCCCUGGCUCACCCAAGUCGCCCGCAAAUAGACCUGUGGACGUGUUUGUCUACGGCGGCAGUACUGCCACUGGCACACUGGCUAUACAGCUGCUAAAAUUGUCGGGUCUGAAUCCUAUUGCCACCUGCUCCCCGAGCAAUUUCGAACUUGUCAAAUCCUACGGAGCGUCAGCAGUAUUUGAUUACCACCUAGACACAUGUGCCGAACAAAUUCGAAAGCACACUCGAAAUUCCCUCAAGUAUAUCCUUGACUGUAUAUCCGAGCCCGAAACCAUGCAGUUUUGCUACAAUUUGAAGGCGGACUGGGUCCUUGGCCCGACACUUCUUGGAAAGACACUGGCCUGGCCUGAGCCCUUUGGGCGGAAAGGAGAUCACGAGUACAAAACCUUUGGCGUGGAGUGGUUUGCAAUUGCUCAAGAGCUGCUUGACGAUGGCAAGCUGAAAAGUCACCCUCUGAAAGGCAUCGGCACUAGUAUUGGGGAAAUACUGUAUGGACUCGAGGUUCUCAAAAAGAAACGGGUCUCAGGGCAGAAACUCAUUUGCCAAAUUUCCUGA